Messenger RNA from Elephantulus edwardii (Cape elephant shrew), 1677 nucleotides. Its product is annotated as zinc finger protein 420-like. Lineage: Eukaryota; Metazoa; Chordata; Mammalia; Macroscelidea; Macroscelididae. The record is from RefSeq and is a predicted model, not a curated record. Bases 1 to 1677 code for a protein of 558 amino acids. Gene Ontology annotation, molecular function: DNA-binding transcription factor activity, RNA polymerase II-specific; RNA polymerase II cis-regulatory region sequence-specific DNA binding. The transcript is spliced from 2 exons. Gene Ontology annotation, biological process: regulation of transcription by RNA polymerase II.
AUGAACGUCAGAUUUCCAAGUUAUUCCGACAACCAUGUCGACGUAAACCUGUUGAGGAGUGACCUUGGUGACACCGGCCAUGAAUGUAAGAAAUGUGGCAAAGAUUUCUGUACCUUCUCUUCAUUUUGGAUCCAUGUGGUAGAUGAACAUCAACCUACAGAAUGUGCUGAGACCUGCAGGAAUCCUUUCCCUUUAGUUUCCAAAGAAGAGUUUAGUUUUCUAGAAAAGCUUUAUGAAUGUACUGAAAUUGAUAAACCCUUUUCUUCUUCUGCCCCCCUUACUAGUACUUCAGACAGCACAGUAAAGAGAAGAACUGACAGUGUAGAGAAGCCUUAUAAUUGUAAGGUAUGUGGAAAAUCUUUGCGUUCUUUGUCAUGCCUAAGGAGACAUGCGAGAACACAUACAGAUGGGAAACCUUAUGAGUGUCACCAGUGUGGCAAAACCUUUCCUCGGCUUGCUCUUUUAACUCUCCAUGCCAAAAUGCACUCAGGAGAGAGACCUUUUCAAUGUACAGAAUGUGGGAAAACAUUUUCUCACUUAGGUAGCCUCACUUCACAUAGAGUAGUUCACACAGGGGAGAGACCUUAUGAAUGUCAGGACUGUGGGAAAACAUUUUCACGAUCAAAUAUCCUAGCUGGACAUAGAAGAAUUCACACAGGAGAGAGACCUUACGAAUGUCCGGAAUGUAGCAAAGCCUUUGCCCGAUCAAGUCACCUCAUGUUACAUAGAAGAAUUCACACGGGAGAGAGACCUUACGAAUGUCAGGAAUGUGGGAAAACAUUUACCGAGUCACGUCCGCUCAAGUUACAUAGAAGAAUUCACACAGGAGAGAGACCUUACGAAUGUCAGGAAUGUGGGAAAACAUUUACCCAGUUACGUAUCCUCACUGAACAUAGACGAGUUCACACAGGAGAGAGACCUUACGAAUGUCAGGAGUGUGGGAAAACAUUUACCCAGUCACAUAUCCUCACUCAACAUACAAGAGUUCACACAGGAGAGAGACCUUACAAAUGUCAGGAGUGUGAGAAAACAUUUACAUAUUCAAGUCACCUCAUACUGCAUAGAAGAAUUCACACAGGAGACAGACCUUACGAAUGUCAGGACUGUGGGAAAACAUUUUCUGGAUCACAUCAGCUCACUCUACAUAGAAGAAUUCACACAGGAGAGAGACCUUACAAAUGUAAUUACUGUGGGAAAACAUUUUCACAACCAGGUCACCUCACUAAACAUAUAAGAAUUCACACAGGAGAGAAAACUUACGAAUGUCAGGAAUGUGGGAAAACAUUUGCCCGAUCAGAUCAGCUCACUCUACAUAGAAGAAUUCACACAGGAGAGAGACCUUACGAAUGUCAGCACUGUGGGAAAACAUUUACCAAUUCGAGUACCCUCACGGUGCAUAGAAGAGUCCACACAGGAGAGAGACCUUACCAAUGUCAGGAAUGUGGGAAGGCAUUUUCAAAUUCAAGUACUCUCGCUGUACAUAGAGGUGUCCACACAGUAGAGAGACCUUUUUUGAAUGUCAGAAAUGUGAGAAAGCAUUUUCUUGAUCAGUUAAGCUCAGUCGACAUAAGAUCGUUCACACAGGAGAGAAGCCUUAUGAAUGUCAGCAGUGUGGUAGAACAUUUUCAUGAUGAAAUAGCCUCCCAGAGAACUGUUCACACAGGAGAGAGACCUUAA